CUGUGUCAGAGGAGAUGGAGGAUCUCCUGGGAGGGCCUGCAGGUGCCCUCGUGGAAGCAGCUCUUCCUCACCCAGGCCAGGCGCGAGCACUGCAUGAUGAGGGCCCAGCCGCAGGACUUUGCCUACAGGGAGGCCACGGGCGGCCUUGGAAUCUUGGGACCUUUGGCUUAUUUCUCAGGAAGUGACCCUUCCAUGAGUGGACAGAAGCCAGUUAUUUGCACGGUGUCUUCAAGGCACAUGCUCUAUGCCUGGGAUGUGCAGGAGGGCGUUAUGAUCUGGUCCAGCCCCGCCCAGCAAUGCCACAUCAAGUGUCUGGCGACCCUGCCGCAGAGAUCGCUUGCAGUCACCAUGGAUGCAUGGAACACCAUCAAAGUGUGGAACUGUCGGGAUGCGAACCCUCUGGCGACGCUCACCAUGAGCACUUGCUGCGUUUCCUUGGAAGUCUUCCUCACGGAUGGCGGCGCCUUCCUGCUGAUCGGUGACUUUUACGGGGACAUCUACACACUGACGUUGCCUGAGUUAAAGAGCAUUUCUCACGUGAAUGCAUUGGAGUGCCCUUUGGACUAUCUGCACAGCUCUCCCAACAGGAAAUGGAUCUUCGCCUGCGGGACCCACCUAGGCGUAUUGCCAAAGGUGUUUCUGGCGGAGUGCUUACUGAGACCGGCCGUCGGCAGGGCCCCUCUGUUCGUCUCUCUGCCAUUUGCAUUUUGCAGCCAAGCCCGCUGGGCCCUGAUGUGCGUAAACAGGCUGACAAUUAUGUUCCAUAGAGACAUUUUGAGGACAGGGUUCACCACCUUUGAUCUGACAGCUGAGCACACUGGGGGCAGCACAGCCAUCGAAGCCCGUCAGAUUGCAAGCUUCAUGCUGUCACCUGGUAUGUUUGUUCCUGCUUGGAUGGGAGUCCGUGACGGAACCACGAUUGUCUUUGAAUGCGGUCCACGCCUGUUUCUCUUCACCAUCGAAGGCCUCCUGCUGACAGAAUUUUGUGACCACGAGAACAUCAUCUGCUACUUAUGGACGGACUCUGUCCACGUCCUCACCACAUCCAGGGAUAACUACCUGCACCUGUACAUGUGGGACAAGGAAGACUGGCAUCCGAGCCUUCAGAGCUGCUGUCACCUGGAGCUCAGAAAGGGUGACAUUAGGCCAAACUGCUAUGACCCCAUAGCGAUCUGUGACAACACGAGCAUAGUGUGUGUGGUGUCAAAGUGUGGUGGAGCCACCGUCCUGGUGAUGUAUUCUUUGAAUAUGUGAUACGGAAACUAAUGCAGUUCACCUGGCAUCAACUUCCUCGUUGUAGUAAAGAGAAUUCUAUUUGCAAACCCAGAAUGAUUAUUUUAGUGAUAUUAAAAAAAAA
Molecule: messenger RNA, 1357 nt
Organism: Myotis brandtii (Brandt's bat)
Lineage: Eukaryota; Metazoa; Chordata; Mammalia; Chiroptera; Vespertilionidae
Product: F-box/WD repeat-containing protein 12
Exons: 8
Coding region: 94-1254 (386 amino acids)
Molecular function (GO): protein binding
Source: RefSeq, a predicted model, not a curated record